CCCAGCUGUGUGUACCUUAUGCUUCUGCCGAGAACGCGCGUGUAAAUUUACUCCUGAAUUUCAAGUUGACUGACUUUUCGAAAUUCGAAAUAGUCUCGACAGUUCAUUUGGAUCCAAAAAUUAUCAAAAACUGAUCGAUACAUUUCACCAUCACCAUGACUGGGAUAGUUUUCCUACUGUGCGUGUCUUUCGGCUUAAUGAACCGUCCAGUUUUCGCCAAUAAGAAUAAGUUGUGUAACGCCAGUUACUCGGAGAGGCAAUUAUGGCUGUCAACCACCCCCGGAACGCAUCAUACAUUGCAGACCGAGAACCCCGCCGAUUCCCAAGGGGCAGUAACGCCCUCAGGAGGUUCUUCGUGGUGGACUGACUUCCCCAUUCUGCCCUUGGUAUUCGCUAAUUCAAACACCAUUCCUGAGGGUCCUUGUAGGAGGCAAGUGCAACGGUACCGAGAGGAACUCGCCAAUUCCACGCUGUGGGCCGUCCAGAUGUUCGACGCCUCAACGAAGUAUCCGGACGGCGUUCUACACGGUAAUACCAAACAUUUGGGAAGCUUCGACCAAUGCUACAACUUACGAGCAAAACUUCCCCCGGAUGAAUUCUCUUAUAUCGAAGAGCCUGACGAGGUCGAGGGUCGGUACUGUUUGGUUCGCUUGCGUUACCAGCGGAAAGGUGUGGUACCGAAACGCCCGGACAUUUUCACCCUCGACUUUGAUCCAAAUCUAUCCGUCUGGAACGCGAUUGACUGCAGGGGAGACUUUCGCCGUGUCAAACGACACUCUGUCUACCUAUCGCUUUGCGUUCCGGCUAGCUGCAGCUCUCAAGAUGUUGCAGCGGCGCUGAAGGAGCCUUUAAGGAAGUUGGCGGACGCCCGACAAAUACACCUGGACAUUACAGUGAAACCAUCGCAUUGCCAAGCGCGUAGUGACGUCCCUAAGGAAUUCACCAUAGGGUUAAAGGUUUUUCUUUUCAUAGUUGUGACACUGUUCGUCCUCGUGGUAGCAGGUUCGUGGUACGACAGCAGCAUCUAUUCCCCGGAGGACGCUGCCGAGGACAACGAACCUGGAGACUUCAUCCUCUGCUUUUCCGCACGGCGUAACUUGCGUUCGAUUUUUUCCACUGGGAGUUUUCACCCUGGUCUCGAUUGCAUAAAUUGUAUCCGUUUUUUCUUCAUGACAUGCGUAAUAUUCGGUCACAGAUUGAUGCAAUACUUCGGCCACCCGCUCGUCGAGGCCACGUACCUCGAAAAGGCUUAUACCAUACCCUCUUCCAUGAUACUAUUCAACGGACCGAUCAUCGUUGACGGAUUCUUCUCUGUCGGAGGUCUUCUUCUCGCCUACGGUGUGCUCCGUGAACUUGAUCGGAGAAAACGGUUGAAUUUUAUUGCGCUCAUGCUGAUCAGAUUUUUAAGGUUGACACCCCUCUACAUGCUAGUCGUCUUGUUCAAUGCUACCCUGAUGCCGAUGAUGGGAUCCGGUCCGUACUGGGAAGCCAAGGUGGGUUUUGAAAGAGAUAAUUGCGCGAAAAACUGGUGGACUAAUCUCUUGUACAUCAACAACUACGUGCGUCCUAACGAGAUGUGUAUGUUUCAAUCCUGGUAUUUAUCAGUGGAUUAUCACCUUCACAUCGUGGGACUUUUCGUCUUAUGGGCUUAUUGGCAACUUCCAAGAAGACUGGGCUACCUGUUCCUCUGUGGUUUGAUCGCAUUGGGCAUUGCCAUUCCCUUCGUCAUUACUUAUGUUCAGGACCAGCAGCCAUUAUUCUUGGGAUUGCCUUUCAUGGUGGAUGCUAGAAAAGAUCCAUAUUUCGUCAGUCACUAUAUUAAAUCACAUAUGAGAAUCGGUCCCUACAUGGUUGGCGUAUUGGCUGGGGCAAUUGUCUAUAACCAUAAAGAUGCCACGUGGAGACUCCCGAAGGCUUUGUCACGGUUUCUUUUUAUUUUACUGGCAGUCGGAUUCACUGUCUUCAGCCAGUAUUUGGCUGCCAAGUACUUCGAUCCUAACAGCCAGCUACGCCCACUUGAAACAGCCGCCUACGCUGGGUUCCACAGAGCAGCGUUUGCUCUUGGAAUAUGUUCGAUCGUUGUUUUGAUCACAAUUGGCGAUGGUUUGGACUUUCAUUACAACUUUAUGACACCACGCUGGGUCCAGCCCCUUGCAAGACUCACUUACGGUGCUUAUCUUGUCCACAAUAUUAAGCAAUCCUAUGACAUCGGGGCUACUAGAAGCCCCCGCGUAUUUUCCAUUAGCAACUGCCUCUGGGAAUUCGUGCCAGAUAUGGUCUACACUUUCGGUAUAUCUCUGUUACUGUCGGUGGUUGUCGAAGGGCCGAUACGAAAGAUCGAGAAGUUCAUACUCACGAAACGACCAAGCAAAUGUCCCGCGAAAGGAACGAAUUCCAACGGCAUCAAAAAGAGCAACUGAAAAUUCCCUAAGGCUGUAAUUUAUACGAAUUGCCCCCUUGUACAUGUAUAAUAUAUGUAUAGAUAAACUCAUUGUUCGUACAUCGAUGAUGACAUGGAAGCGUUCAUUCCAAUUAUCAUAGGAUUCUUAUAUUAUUAUACAAAUGACACGUUUUAGUGUUAUACACAGUAAUACAUGUGCACCUACAGGGUUUGGGGUGACCUAGAACAAGGAUGUGGAAUAAAAUUUCAUAAUAAAGUAAGUGGAUUGUAGUAGGUUGAAACCGAGAA
Messenger RNA from Diprion similis, 2689 nucleotides. RefSeq names its product nose resistant to fluoxetine protein 6-like. The transcript has 12 exons. The record is from RefSeq and is a predicted model, not a curated record. Gene Ontology annotation, molecular function: acyltransferase activity, transferring groups other than amino-acyl groups. Bases 156 to 2420 code for a protein of 754 amino acids. Lineage: Eukaryota; Metazoa; Arthropoda; Insecta; Hymenoptera; Diprionidae.